AAAAAAUGGGUAAAGUUUGAGAUUAUUUUCCAGUUUCCAAGACCACGUGAAUACGUGAUCAUCCUCCACAGUCCUUCCUUGCAACAGCACCCAAGUUCGCAUCCUCACAAAAACUCAAUCAUCAUCUCCUCACAAGCUCAAUUUCAACUUCAGAAAAAAAAAAACAAUCCCACAUUCAUACACACACUAAUCACCAAAAUUCCCAAACUCCCAACUCACAUUGCACCCAGAAAAAAAAAUGGACUUUUGGAGCAAAGCAAAGAAGUUUGCAGAAGAAGCAGCAACAAAAUCGCAAGAACUAACAAAAGAAGCAGCAAAACGUUCCCAAGAACUCACUUCUACAAUAAGCGGCAGUUCUCGGAUCGCUGACAUCGUAUCUGAGACCGCAAAACGAUCAAAAGAGUUGGCUGCUGAAGCAUCAAAUCAAAUCAUGAUGCGCGCUGAUCAGAUCAAGUCUCUUUCUCUCCUCGAUGCUUCUAAGUCGUCGGAUGAUCAAAAGAAAAUGGAGGUUUCUUCUCAAGAGCUUGAGAGAUUUGGGAUUUCUGAUGAAUUGAGGGAAUUUGUUAAGGAGAUUGAAAUGAGUACUUUUCAGGAUUUCCCACUUCCUGAUGAUGCUCCAAUGUCUGAUGUUCCCGCAGUCUCAAAUGUGCGACAGGAUCUUACAGAGUGGCAGGCAAGACAUGCCACUCUUAUGUUGUCAACAGUAAAGGAAAUUUCAAAGCUACGAUAUGAGCUGUGCCCCCGUGUUAUGAAAGAAAGAAAGUUCUGGAGAAUUUAUUUUAUGCUUGUCAACAGCCAUAUAGCUCCGUAUGAGAAAAAGUACAACGAGGAGGCGAAGUUAAAGGCUGCAGAACAAGAGAAAGCUAAAGCAGAAAAGGAAAAGGAAAUAGUUGAAAGUGUUGCUGUGUCUAAACCUGAUGGAGCAGAACCCACUCGGACACUCAAGACAUCAACGUCGUCGGCUGAGCAAGAUUUGGAUGUCUUUCUUCUAGGAGACCUUGGAGACAGUGAUGGGCCAGAUGAUGUAGAUGAUGGCUUUGAUGAUGACUUCGACAAGAUAGGUGAUAGUUCGGAAGAUGAGCGCGCCAAAGAAUCCAAAAAGUGAGUUAUACUUUGCAAUGGAUGCUAAAGAUUUGAAGAGUGGAUUCCUUUCUUGGAAAAGAUGGCUACUUGGAUCAGCAACAAAGAUGGAAACUCCAAAGUCAUGUCAAUUAGAAGCAAUUUUUUCUAUGGAAAUCUUCUUAUGCCUGGUUCCAAUAGCUUUUGUUCUUAGUAAUGUUCCUUGUGUUUUUUUUGCUCCGUUUUCCUUAAAGAACUUUAGGUUGGAGUACAUGGUGGUGUAUAGGAUCUAUUUCGUUGUCAGUUUUGGUCCAUGGGCACUUCUCUUAUUUGAUGCUUUCUUGUGGAUCUUUUAUGUACAUGUAUUUUGUCUUUGUAUAUAGAUUGAUUUGUUGGUGCUGAUGUUCGGCAUA
Beta vulgaris subsp. vulgaris (sugar beet) is the source of this 1472-nucleotide messenger RNA. RefSeq lists its product as uncharacterized. The coding region runs from base 239 to 1105 and encodes 288 amino acids. NCBI's taxonomy places the organism in Eukaryota, Viridiplantae, Streptophyta, Magnoliopsida, Caryophyllales, Amaranthaceae. The transcript is spliced from 6 exons. The record is from RefSeq and is a predicted model, not a curated record.